UGCCGUCGACAGUCGACAAAACACACGUGUUUAUAAAUAUACAACUGUAGUCGAACAUGUCAGAUCAAGACUGCGAAAUGGAAUCGGCUGCCACCGAAUCGGCUCGCAAUAUCAACAAAAAACUGGAAGAUUGCGAGGUGUGCCAGGCCAAUAAAGCAAAAUAUACAUGUCCAAAAUGCGAGGUUAGAACUUGUUGUUUGACAUGUUCAAACAUUCAUAAACAAGAGUUAGAUUGUGACGGAAUUCGCGAUCAAACCAAGUUCGUCGCUAAAGAUAAAUUUACAGAUUUGGAUCUAUUAAGUGAUUAUCGCUUCUUAGAAGGUAUUGGAAGAUCUGUUGAAGCUAUGCAGAAAGAUCCUUUAAAAUUAUCUACCCGCACUGGAAAUUUGCCACCAAUACUAAUGAAGUUGAGAAUUGCUGCACAAAAAAGGGGUACAAAUCUCAGAUUUUUACCCCGACACUUCAGCAAACAUGCAGAAAAUAGCACUUUUUUAAAUUUUAAAACACACGAGCUAUUUUGGAGACUGGAACUAAUUUUUCCAAAUGCAGAAAAUUCAAAAUGGGUGAUAAACAGAGUUCAGGAUGAAAAAAAACUGUCUACAGUAUUAGAAGAACUUUUUAAUGCUGAUCCUUUGAAAGAACAAACAGAAGAAUCAUCAAAUAAUUUAAUCGCGUUACAAAGUAAAUUGAAAUAUUAUAAAGGAACUGGAAUACCAGGAUUAAGAGCCCUUUUAAAAGCUGAAGGUGUAAAAAAGUCAAAUUCAAGAUUUUGGGAGUUGGAUAUGACAGAAUCUCUGAGAGACAACUUCAAUAAGAAAACAAUAAUAGAAUAUCCAAUAAUAUACAUAAUUUUGAAAGACCACGCAGACAUGUUUGAAAUAAUAGAAAGUGAUGAUGAAGAGUUUAAAGAAGUUAAUAUAAGGAAAGAAAAUCCAAAGAGAAAAAUUCAUGACAGUACAAAUCUCAAGCCACCUAUUGUGAAGAAAAAAGUUGAAGAGACAAAUAAUUUCUUUUUCAAUGGAGAUUUGUCGGAUGAUGAAGACUCAGAACAAUUUUUGUAAAAAGAUUUGUAUUUAAUUUUGUAUUUUUUUUAA
Messenger RNA from Trichogramma pretiosum, 1094 nucleotides. RefSeq names its product box C/D snoRNA protein 1. The transcript has 8 exons. The record is from RefSeq and is a predicted model, not a curated record. Gene Ontology annotation, biological process: maturation of LSU-rRNA from tricistronic rRNA transcript (SSU-rRNA, 5.8S rRNA, LSU-rRNA); snoRNA localization; box C/D snoRNP assembly. Lineage: Eukaryota; Metazoa; Arthropoda; Insecta; Hymenoptera; Trichogrammatidae. The coding region runs from base 57 to 1061 and encodes 334 amino acids. Gene Ontology annotation, cellular component: pre-snoRNP complex; nucleus.